CCUUUCAACCAACACCCAUUCUUCCUCUCUGAAGUCUGAAGUCAAGUUGCGAGUUGCAUCGAAAGUAGAAGGAAACUUGCUUGUCUGGUUCCCAAGGCCUUCAUAUAAUAUUAGGGAGUUCUGAUGAUCACUCAUUCUAGAGCCUCCUUCAUUCUGUAGAUCAAGUUAUAUCCUAUGGCAGCUCAAUUUGGAGCCUCUUCUUCUUUCUCUUCCUCUUCUGCUCCCAUUCAGCCAUGCACAUAUCAUGUCUUUCUGAGUUUCCGAGGAGAGGAUACCCGCAACACUUUCACAGGCCAUUUGUACAGCAAUUUGGUUCAGAAGGGAAUUAACACCUUCUUAGAUGAUGGCCUUAAAAGAGGGGAAGAAAUAUCAAGUUCUCUUCUUAAAGCAAUUGAAGAGUCCAAAAUCGCUGUAGUUGUGUUCUCUGAAAACUAUGCUUCCUCGAAGUGGUGUUUGGAAGAACUGGUCAAGAUCAUGCAGUGUAAUGAAUCGAGGAAACAGAUUGUGUACCCUGUAUUUUACAAGGUAGAUCCUUCACAUGUGCGAAACCAAACUGGUAGUUUUGGUGAGGCACUUGCUCACUAUGAUGAUUUGGAGAAGGUGGCACAAUGGAAGACAGCUCUUACAAAAGCAGGACAUCUUUCUGGGUGGCCUUUCUCACAUGGAGGGAAUGAGUCUGAUUUCGUUCAUAAAAUUGUUGAAGAGAUUUCGCAACAAGUAUCAAAUUUUACAUAUUUUAAUAGAGAUAAAUACUUAGUUGGAAUACAGUCUCGUUUAGAAAAUAUGGAAAAACUUCUAUGCGUUGGAGAAAGUGACAUACGAAUGAUAGGGAUAUGGGGCAUUGGUGGAUUAGGCAAAACAACAAUUGCUAAGGCUGUGUAUAAUUCAAUUGCCCCUAAAUUUGAAGGUAGUUGUUUUUUGGAAAAUGUUAGAGAAAGAUCGUUGAAAUACGGAGGCCUACAAAAACUACAGAAGUUUCUUCUUUCUAGGACUGUAGAUUUGAAAGAUUUAGAGGUAAACAGUCUUGAUGAAGGAAGCGGUAGGAUAAAAGAAAGGUUGAGUCAUAAGAGAGUUCUUAUAAUUCUUGAUGAUGUGAAUGAUUUGGACGAACUAAAAAGUUUAGUCGGAAAGCCUGAUUGGUUUGGUUCUGGUAGUAGAAUAAUCAUAACAACACGAGAUCAAGAUUUGCUACGACGGCAUGAUGUUGAUCAAAUAUACCAAGUGGAGAAAUUAAGUGAUGGUGAAGCUUUGGAGCUCUUUAAAAUUAAUGCAUUCAAAGAAAAUGAACAUACGAGUGAUUACAUUGAACACGUAGAUAGUGUAAUAAGGUAUGCUGAAGGGCUACCUCUAGUUUUGGAAGUUUUGGGGUCAUAUCUACGUGGUCUAAGUAUAGAUACAUGGAAGGAUACAUUGAAGUAUUACAAAAGAAAUCCUAAGCUUCAACAGUUUCUCAAAUUAAGUUAUGAUGCACUUGAACCUUUGAUGAAGGAAGUUUUUCUUCACAUCGCAUGUUUCUUCAAAGGUGAAGAUAAGAACUAUGUGAUGGACAUUUUAGAAGGAUGUGAACUACCUAAACACGGGAUUGAAGUUCUCAUAGAAAAGGCCCUCAUAAGUAUUACUGAAGCUAAUGGUAUUUGGAUGCAUGACUUGCUAGAAGAAUUGGGCAAAGAAAUUGUUUGUCUGGAGUCACCUGAGCCAGGAGAGCGUAGCAGACUAUGGUUGUACAAAGAUGUUUACAACGUUUUCAAAAACAACACUGGUACAAACAAAGUUAAAGGUAUCAUGCUUAAGGAGAGCAUUCGCUGGAAUGCAGAUGAACAAAUAAUACCCUUGAACAGUGAAAGCUUCUCAAAGUUAAACGGUCUUCAAAUUCUUCUAAUUGAUUAUCUCCAUGCAAAUGUGUUCAGUGGAAAUCGCGUGGAUUAUCUCCCCAAUGAGUUGAUUCUCCUUCAUUGGGUGAAGUGUCCCCUACGAUAUUUUCCAUCAAAUUUUUAUCCCAAGAAACUCGUUGUAUGCAAGAUGGAAUUCACCUUAACAUCAUCACCAUUGACGGUACUGAAGAUAGGUGUUGAACGUAAAAUGCCUUGGAUUUGCAUGUCACCACUGGGGGCGGGAGUACAGAGUCUGCAGAAGUUGAAAUCACUCGAGUUGGAAUUUUGCCAUGGUGCAGAAAUGUUUUCCGACUUCUCUAGAUUUCUAAACUUAGAGGAGUUGACAAUAAGAAGCAGUGAAAAAAUUAAAAAGAUUGAAAUUGUGAAAGAGAUGACAUCAUUAAAAAGGCUGGAUUUAAGCGGUACUGCAAUCAGAGAAUUGCCUUCAUCAGCAAUCGGACAUCUCAUUAAUCUGGAACAGUUAAUCUUAUUUGGUUGCAAGAAACUUAGACAUGUGCCGUGCAACAUAUUUGAGUUGCAGCAUCUACAGCUUCUUUAUCUUAAGGGGUGUGAAAAGCUGGUUACAUUUCCAACAAAGUCAGAGUUUUCAACUGAGUCGACCAGUUUACAGGACAAGCACUAUGCUCCAUUAUUCGUCAAUUUGAGGGAUUGCGAGAAUCUUGUAGAGAUUGGAGAAUUUUCCCGAGAAUUAUAUGGCCUAGAGGCAUGUGGCUGCGAUAAAUUGAAAAGAGUUUCAAAAUUGUCAGACAUUUUGGAAGGUAAUGACUCGAGAAUGAUUCCUCGGAUGAACUUGUCUGCCUGCAGUUCCCUGUACAGCAAUGUGGCUCGUAAAGUGGCAAAGAUGAAAAGGAAUUUACCUGAUGAUUCCAAGCUAACGGCUCUGUUUUCUUUCUUUUUAUCAUGUCGGCAAUCUGAGUAUCAUGUCAAGCUACCCGUGAUUGAUAUUCCGGAGUGGUUCACCGUCCGCAUGGAUGUAAAUAUCGAAGGACUCCAUGAGUGCAACUUUAGAAUUGAUUUUCCUGGGAAUUUCAAAUGGGAGGACAAAGGAUUGGCAUUCUGUCCUCCAGUUACGUCGAGCGAACACAACAUCUACAUUAAUGGUGUAUCCAUCAUUGAUGCAUCCGAAGAGUGGGGAGACGGAGACGGUUCUUGGAGAUACGAUGGUUUUCAGGAGUUGUACUAUAUUCCAUUCGAGGUUAUAAUAAAGCGGCUGAGUGAGAGUGGGUCACCGCCGCCUUGCAUCUGUCUGGUUCAGUUUGAAUUUCAAAUUAAAACCAUAGAAUUUACUGACGGGACUAUAGAGGAAGUGGACGGGAGCUGCGGAGUCCAUGUAGUAAUGCCAGAGGGUGAAGGCCCAUUCUUCAGUGACUUCAGAAUGAUGGUACAAAAAUCAAAAGCUGAGAAAACAGAGCAAAUGUAUGAUAUGCUCCAACAGAAGAAGGAAUUUGGUGCUGACAUUUCACGACAGUAUUUAUUGAACUUUCCAUAUGGUGAGAAUCUACUUUCUGCAGCCCAGGCCCUAACAGUUCCAAGGCCCCCAGCAUAUCAGGCCACAACUGCUGCCGAUCCGGGUCGCUGCCAAAGAGCACCGAAGUCUCGCCACCUGAGGCUCCACCACGUGCAAGAGCCUGCACCAUCCCCAGGACCAAACCACUCCAGUGCAGCUCCUUGA
Fragaria vesca subsp. vesca is the source of this 3564-nucleotide messenger RNA. It is a transcript of the gene NBS13, whose product is annotated as TMV resistance protein N-like. The coding region runs from base 175 to 3564 and encodes 1129 amino acids. The record is from RefSeq and is a predicted model, not a curated record. Gene Ontology annotation, biological process: signal transduction; defense response. Lineage: Eukaryota; Viridiplantae; Streptophyta; Magnoliopsida; Rosales; Rosaceae. Gene Ontology annotation, molecular function: ADP binding. The transcript is spliced from 7 exons.